Messenger RNA from Phyllostomus discolor (pale spear-nosed bat), 3189 nucleotides. It is a transcript of the gene PPIL6, whose product is annotated as peptidylprolyl isomerase like 6. The transcript is spliced from 7 exons. NCBI's taxonomy places the organism in Eukaryota, Metazoa, Chordata, Mammalia, Chiroptera, Phyllostomidae. The record is from RefSeq and is a predicted model, not a curated record. Gene Ontology annotation, molecular function: peptidyl-prolyl cis-trans isomerase activity. Gene Ontology annotation, biological process: protein peptidyl-prolyl isomerization. Bases 2343 to 3104 code for a protein of 253 amino acids.
AACUCUCAAUGCUGCUACCUACCCCUGCUGAUGGCUGUCCCUCUUUCCCUGCACAUCCCUUACACUUUCUGGUGCUCAGGUUGCUACGGCUUUCCACUGUAACUCUGGAAGGUUUGGUUUCGGAGCAUAGAUGUAGUGAGGAGCUUGUGUUGGGCCGUUGCCUAGGGCAGCUCUGAUGACAGCCACCAAGUUCCCACAGGGUGGCAUUGUUCCAGUUGAAGCUUGCUUCUCUGCAUCUCCCCCCUCACAAUUCCCUUGGAGACCCCAGGGCUAGUGGAGCUUGUGCAGGGAGGGUAGAUCAGUUUUCUCUUUGUGCCAGCCCUGAUAAGUUGGUAGUGCCGUCUGCAGCAUAUGAUAUGAAGGAUUCUGAAGUGGCAUCCUGACUCAGCAACAUCUGGUGUUGCGGGGGAGGUGGAAUGGUGUACGCCCCUGGCCAGACCCCCCAGCCCAGUCCUUUAGAGAGUCCUAGUCCUGGUUUCCCUGCCCCACCCCAUCUCGCCAGUAGCUGAUGAAAUCCCAUUUUGCCUGACCAGAACAGUUUCAAUUGUUUUGUGCCUGGUUGCACAAGGAGGUCCUGUGGUCUUGUAAUUAUCAUGCAGACAGUGUCGCUUUACCUGAGACCACUUCACUCUCCAGUCACAUAAGUAACUGAGCCAUGAAUACCACUUGUUAAGUCUCAUACCAUUUUCAUAGCCUUAAUGCAUUUUCAUUGGCAUUCGAAUAGAACCAUAGCAAACACGUGUGAUGCUUAUUAUAUAUGUCAGACACUAUUCUAAUAGCUUCUAACGUAUAUUUACUCUAAUCUUUACAACUAGGGCGACCAAUGGUCCUGGUUUACCUGGGACCGAGGAGUUUCCUGGGAUACAGAAAUUUCAAUGCUGACGCUGGGUCAGUCCUGGAAAAACCAUGACAGUUGGUCACUCUAACAUAAAACAAAGUUUUUCUUCAUUUUUAUCAUCAAACUUACUAUACUGUGUACCAGCAUCAUGCUCUCACUUCCAAGAGAGCCGCCAUCUCACACUUUGGCUUGCACCUGCUCCUCUUACAUAUUCCCUCUGUACUCUUAAAGAGUAAUUUCCUACCCUUUUCAGCUGAGGUUACUGACCCUGACAUGUUUUGUGUUCCCUUCCUCCCUCCUUUCUCACAGGGCCUGAAGGAGGCUUUCUAGAUACCCAUUGCUGCUUCUUCCCACCUAUUCUUUAUUCCUUAUCUUUCCUGCCUUCCCUCUCUCACCGCCAUCUCCUGGAUACUUGUCACUUUAACCUCUUCUUCCUUUUCAGGCCAGUAUUUUGCCCUUGAGUGUAAGUGUUGUGUCACAUCUUCAAUGCUGUGCUGCUUAGUAUUCAAGGUUAGGUCCGGGCUGGCCUUGUGCUUCAGCAGAAUGUUGCACGCUUGAAGGAUGGCUUCAGGGCUUUCGAAAUGCCUUCCUCUCCCUUCCCAAAAAAGUGGCGUCAUAGUCAUAGUGCUGGAAAGCCCAGAAGCCAUUGGGUCCAGCCCACUGUCUUGAGGCAGGUGAGGAGGUCCCCUCAAGUACAGAAGACACACGGAGAAAAAGCAGCCUCUGAAUAAAGUGUACCUUCUACUGCAUUUCUUCCGCCAAGGGAACUAAAAUAUCCACAGUUAAACUUUCUCUCCCCCUUUCAAAGUUUUGUGUCCUGUGAAAUGUGAUAACACUGGUAAAUUUAAACAGUCCAGGGAGUAUUGACUCAUAAGCUCUAUCAGUGAUUUACAGUUCAUCAUGAACUGUAUGCUCUUCCUUGAAGCAGAUUGGAACCGAAUAUGAAAUCUCCUGAGAGGAGCUGAAAACGGAGCAAGUUGGCAGAAGGAAGGCAGGCUGUUCCCCCAAACCGGCAUUUCUCUAAGUGCAGUCUCAGACCAGCAGCAUUAGCACCUCCUGGGAUGUUGUUAGACGUUGCAUUUCUAAUGUAAAUUCUCGGGCCCCACCCCCAAAUCAGAAACUCAGAAGACGCUCAGGAAUCUGUAAUUCUGAUUGCCCGCUAAAAUCAGCUGUUCCAAAUUGGCCAUGGUUUUGCCAGGACCAGCACUGGGUGAUAAUAAACCAGAUCUCUUUGAAGGGGACAUUACUCAGUGGCCACACACUGGGACCUAGGAGGUUGACUGCCGGGGUCAUGUGGACGAACACACUUCAUUUCGAAGGGCUUAGUACCUGCAAGUGUUGAUGCAGGUGGGUUCUCUUCCUCACUGCCCUGGGGAGCCCAGAAAUUCCUGCCAGCCCUCUCAGGAGGCAUUCCUUCACUCUGCCCCUCUUCUGUCAACAAAACAUUCUUUCCAUCCUUCACACCGAAAAGCAUGUCUGGCUCAGAACCCCGACCUUGCCAUGUAUGCACACAGUACAAUGUGCUUCAGAUAUGAUGCCAGAGAUGGCCCUUUGUUUUCAAGAACUUAAGAAUGAAGUCUGGGAAUAUUCUGCCUAUGUCAUGUGUUUUAUUAAUGAUCUGCUCCUGGGUGAUGCGCUUGAUCUUCAGAAGUGGGCCCACAAGGUGUGGGAUGUAGUUGAUUUUAAGCCCCCUGCACUUUAUGAGGCACUUACUGUGGAUUAUUCUGCUAAAUUCUUAAGAGACACCAAGCAUGACUUUGUGUUCUUGGAUGUUUCCAUUGCUUUUUCUCCAAUUGGAAGAUUGAUUUUUGAGCUGUACAGUGAUGCCUGUCCCAAAACAUGUAAAAAUUUUCAGGUCUUAUGCACAGGAAAAGCAGGAUUUUCUCAAAGUGGCGUCAGGCUACAUUAUGCAGGUUCGAUUUUUCAUCGAAUAGUACCGAAUGGUUGGAUACAAGGAGGAGAUAUAGUGGCUGGAAAAGGAGACGGUGGAGAGUCAAUUUAUGGACCAACAUUUGAAGAUGAAAACUUUUCAAUUCCUCAUAAUAAAAGGGGAGUUCUUGGAAUGGUCAACAAAGGCCGUCACAGCAAUGGUUCACAGUUCUACAUCACACUACAAGCGACUCCCUACCUAGAUAAAAAAUAUGUGGCUUUUGGGCAAUUAGUUGAAGGAAAAGAAGUUCUCCAGCAACUAGAAUUGGUUCCAACAGAGAAUGAAAGACCAAUACAACCAUGUACAAUUGAUGACAGUGGAAAUAUUUAUGCUUGAUUUUUGUAUCAAUAUUUCCCGAUAAUUACUUGACCAGCUAUUUCUAGAUUUAAACCAUGCUUAAUAAAAUUUAAUGUGAAAGCUG